UGUGGGGGAGAAGGCCCCGGAACGAAGCCGGCCCGCGCGGACCCGCGCUCCCCUCCUCCCCAGCGGCCGCACUCACCCGCUCUGGAUUCGGCCCCGUCGCCCCCGCCCGCAGUCCAGAGCCGGCUGAAAACCGCAGCGGCGCGGGCUCCACGUGCGGCGUCUCUCCCGGUAAGACCCGCAGCUCCAGCGACUCGAAGUGAGAGGCCCCUGGGCCCUUCCCGCGAAAACGGCGCAGAGAAACUCCAACCCCCCCUCCCGCCUCCCAGGCACCCCCGGGUCCGGGACUACAACUCCCAGCAGGUUGCGCGAAACGAACGCCCGAGGCAACGGAGGCUCACGAGGCACAAGGGAGCCCAACGCCCCAAUCCGCUUUGUUUUACACUCUGUCACUUUGCCUGCACAGUCGUACACCUCAACCACCCCAAGGAAGAGGACGCUGACUCGGGGCGGUGGGGAUUGAACUAGGGGAAAGGCCAGUCCAAGUGCGCAUGCGUACAUAACAAGGUUUCCGAGAGGGAAAAAGAGAGCAGGUCAACUUGGGAGAAGGAAAGAUGGCGGAGGCGUCGCCAGGGGACCCGGAAGCACUUACCCUCCACUUCCUUCUCCUGUUUGGCUUCUGUCUCACCUAGAGCCGUCCGGUCGCCGACUGUCUCCGAGACGCUUCCUGUCCGGUGAGUGUCGACCGACUGAAACGGCGGCCCAUAAUGCACUGCGAUGGCGGGUGUGGGGGGGGGGGGGCGGGCGGAGCCAAGGCCGGAAGUAAAACGGUGGCGGCGGCGGCGGUGGCUCUGGCAGCUCGGCACCGAGUGCAAGAAUCACCAUGAUUCUUCAGAGGCUCUUCAGGUUGACCUCUGUCAUUCAGUCUGCAGUCUCGGUCUCUUUGAGGAGGAACGUCGGUUUUACAGCAGUGGCAUUUAAUAAGGAACUUGAUCCUGUCCAGAAACUCUUCGUGGACAAGAUUAGAGAAUAUAGAACUAAGCGACAGACAUCUGGAGGACCUGUUGAUGUUGGCCCAGAGUAUCAGCAAGAACUAGACAGGGAGCUUGUUAAGCUUAAGCAAAUGUAUGGUAAAGCGGACAUGAAUACGUUCCCUAACUUCACAUUUGAAGAUCCCAAGUUUGAAGUCGUCGAGAAACCACAGUCCUAAAGAAAUAAUGUAAAAUUUAUCUGGUAAUUUGUCCUAGAUUAAUUGUAUAACUGAUCAGAAGUAACAGAAUAAACAUAUAUUUCACAACUGUCAUAUGUUCUUUUAAUUCUGAUUUCAAAAUAAAUUAUUUGGUGGUGUUG
This is a messenger RNA of Lipotes vexillifer (Yangtze River dolphin), 1287 nucleotides long. RefSeq names its product ATP synthase peripheral stalk subunit F6 (gene ATP5PF). Bases 821 to 1147 code for a protein of 108 amino acids. Gene Ontology annotation, biological process: proton motive force-driven ATP synthesis. The record is from RefSeq and is a predicted model, not a curated record. Lineage: Eukaryota; Metazoa; Chordata; Mammalia; Artiodactyla; Lipotidae. Gene Ontology annotation, molecular function: proton transmembrane transporter activity. The transcript is spliced from 4 exons. Gene Ontology annotation, cellular component: proton-transporting ATP synthase complex.